Messenger RNA from Acaulospora morrowiae, 4095 nucleotides. NCBI's taxonomy places the organism in Eukaryota, Fungi, Glomeromycota, Glomeromycetes, Diversisporales, Acaulosporaceae. The record is from the annotation of a GenBank genome assembly.
AUGACGAAGAAAAGAAAAAAUAACUCUGCCUCGGUAUGGGAGGCGACAGCUAUCUUGAAAGAGAGAUAUGACAAGGAAAAGGAACGUUUAUGUUAUCUGGUACAAUGGGCUGGCGAAGAUGAACAUGGAAAUAAAUGGAAUCCAACUUGGGAGCCCGAUGUAAAUUGCGGUUCUGCUUUAAUUGACGAAUGGAACGAGAGAAAAAAAAGAAAUGCUAUUGGGUCAGGUAACAGUCAAGAAGAAAGUACCAUGGAUUUGGGUUACCGGAAAAAUGAGAGCACACCAAUGUUGCCAACGAGUACAAAAGCACGAAGCGCUAUUCUUUACAGUUCGCCAGUUGAACCAACAAAUAAAAAAUCAUUAAUUAACGGCUCACCAACCGAAAAUUUGCGGAACGUUAACGAAAAAAAAAAAACACUUGACGAGCCAUUACUUGUUGACGCUACGUGUAUUAAUACCGACUCUAAAUUCCAGGAUAGUGAUGUUAAGUCAGGAAGUUGCUCUAUAUCUGAUGCACUUCUGGAAAAUGGUCAAAGUCAGAAGAACAUUACGAAUAGUAAAGGCAUUCAAAGAAGGAAAAGUGAUCAAAGUACAAAAAGUAUCACCAGAACUAAUUCGUCUUCAUCCUCAAAAUCAUAUGUGCGCAAUAAUUCAUCACCAAAAAGUCUUGGCAAAAGGCCUGCUCUUUCAACUGGAAGGGCUGUUACCAUUUUUAAAGGAGCACCUCAUAAAGAAAAAUAUUCGGUUCGCAAUUUGGAUCGAAAGCUCGGUAACAGAAGUGAUACGGCCACAGAUAGUUCUGAACGCAAUGUAACCAAGUCACCAAUGCUAGGCGUUGAAUACUCGGAUAAGUCUAACUUAAAUGGUAAUGGUUCCCAGCAGUUUUUCAAGCUUACACUUCCGUCACGAUCUGGUCGAUUAUUUAUCGCUAAACAGAUAAGUCCGCAGAUCAAUCGAACAAUACCAAAUAAGAGAAGUAAGUCUGCACAUACUCCUACUAAUACUGACGUAGACGAGAAACUAGCGUCACAUAAAAAACCACGUUAUGAAGAAUCGCUUUUCAGCGAAGAGGAGGAAACUAUAAUUUCCGGACAAGUUCUCACGGUCAAUCAGGUUAGACUUCCAAUAGAAGGUGAUAAUGUUAUAGUGACCAGGACUUUACAUAAUCCAUCACCAAAUAGCACACCUUCACCCAUAAAUGUCAUAAACGAUCCUAAAGUAUCAAUACAAAAAUCCCCUGAUGCAAGUACAAUGAUUCCGCUCGUUCGUGAAACUAGCGACUCCCAGUCUCCUAAGCUGCCUUCUAAUUCAUCUUCACAACACAGAGCAAGUAUCAUGGAGAUUGUUACAAGAAAUGUUAAAGCUUCCUCUUCGAGCAGCUUAAAACAAAUACAAUCUCCCGUAACACCAAAAAGUAGCGUGGAUGAGUCAGAAUUUUAUUUGUCGAAUCGUCCCUUGAAUAAAUUAGAUGGAAAAUUUAAAAAUGAUUCAUCAAAUCUUCUUAAAAAAUCUAAAUUUGAUGGUUCUAAUUCGACUCAGCUUUACGCCGGGAAAAAACUUCCGCCUUUAUCGAGCGGCAGGGAUGGAAUGUCUACUUCGGAUUCACGUACAUCACAGAAGAAAUCUGCGAAUACUAAUAAUGCAGAUUCGGACGAUAAUGAAGAAGAGGGCUAUAUUAUAUCAUCACGGUUGGUACCAUCAAACUCAAUUGAACCAGCAGUUCACAAUCUUUCGCACACAAGCAAAAUAAGUAAUGGACAAAAUGAGGUGACACCUAUACGAAAACCAGUAAGCAAUGGACAAAAUGAGGUGACCCCUAUACGAAAACAAGUGAGUAAUGGACCAGGCGAGAUGACACCUAUGCGAAAACCAGUGAAUAAUGGACAAAAUGAGGUGACACCUAUACGAAAACCAGUAGGUAAUGGACAAAAUGAGGUGACACCUACAAGAAAACCAGUUACUCCCGAUGACCAAGGUAUGACAGAGGAAAUCGAGAAGCUACGGAAGGAGAUUUCCAAAAACAAGGAAGAACUAAAAACCACGAAAAAGAAUUUAAUCAAAGUUCAAGAAGAAUUAGAGAAAUAUAAGAGACAAGACAAAAAACAGCAAAAUGAUCAAAAAAAUGCUAGUAAAAAAGUGGAUGUGUUGAAUCGAAGCCCUAACUCACGAGAUUGUGCACAGAAUGUUGAUAUUGCAUGUCAUGGUUUCACAGAUUUCUCUGCACUGAGGGAAUAUAUUAUCAGAGCAUUUGUUCGCAUAGAGGAGAUAAGCUCGAAAUUUGAUGCAUUGAGAAACGAGUCAGACAAUGAGAUGAGAGUUUCAUCUCGUGAAACAAGUUCUAGUAUUAAAAGGGAAAGGUUGAGACGAAUCAUCUUAGAGAAAGAAUUGGAAUUAGUGAAGGAAACAUCCAUGAUUUCGAAGGAUACCAUCAAAUUUUUGUCCGAGUUGAGCUUUUCGAUGGGACUAUCACUUGGAAAUUCUAAUAACUCUAUCAAUGGCAUUCGCGCAAAUAGCGAAGAUAGAGUUAAUACAGGUACAAGCAAUAAUCAGCGGCGCAGAGAAAAUAACGGCAGAAAUUCGAUUAGUCUUGACAAUGCGUCUGUGAAUGGUCAUAAUUCGCAGAAUGUUAAUAAUAUUCCUGCAGCCGAUAACGUUGUUCGAUCCAAAACGACGGGUACUCGGAAACAUAAAGACGUACAUGGUAGCAACUUUGUUACUGUUUCUGACGAUGACUAUAUUAUCCUGCCAAAACAUCCGGUUUCCGAUACGUCGCCAUCAUCCUCAAGUGCUUCUUCCAAUACAUCACCUAACAAUUCUAUGUCUAAAAGCCCGAGUAAUAGUGGUGCACGUCGUAAAUUUACUGCUAUUAGUGGGUUCCCCUCUACAACGUCCAUCUCCGACAGUAAUCCAAAUGGAAACAAGCAUACCACCACAAAGAUUACCUCAAUCUCGCCUAUUACUGAUCCAUCAUCGAGCAAAACUUUGUCUCUAAUCGGACAGGCGGACCGGUCACUCCAAAACAACGCUACCACGAGUUCGAAUUUAGGAAUGGAGCACAUUGGCGCCGAAGGAUGGAUUGCUAUUUUCGAGCUAAAGGGCCCGCCUUCAUACGGUAAUAACCCUCCUUCCUUUGAGUUCUCCGGAUUCAUAAUAGCCACGAUUAUUUCGAUUUUGAAUUUGCAUAAAAAGAAUUGGUUAAAUUUUAAUAUUGUCGCAUUCGGCGAUUCUCUAACGGACAAUGGUAAUUUAUGGAAGAUGAGCAAUGGCACAAUCCCAUCGGAAAAAAUUUACUUUCAAGGGCGAUGGACAAAUGGUUUUGUAUGGGUGGAACUUGUUGAAUCAAGAUUAGGUGCAAAGUUGACAGAUUGUGCUUUUGGAGGUGCUUUGACAGACAAAAGCCUUAAUGGCUCGAAAUCCGAAAAGCUAUUGUCCAUUUAUUCGGUUCCUUCGGUUAAAGAACAAGUGGAAGGAAUAUUACCAAACAUAACUAAAUUUCCCCCUCAAACGACUUUCACAUUUUGGUCUGGAAGUAAUGAUUACAUGAAAAUAUUCGAGAACAAUCUCACCAUCACACCCACAGAUAUAAUAGCGUCAAUUCAAAACUCGGUUUCACUCCUUUCAUCUUCAGGAGCACGAAGAUUUUUAUUCCUAAAUCUUCCGCCGAUUCAUCGUAUUCCACAUUAUAAAUCUUAUAAUAACCUCACGCGUUUACAAGACCUCGUUGAAAAUCAUAAUAUUCUAUUGAAUAAUACAAUAUCAAGUAUUACCAAGUCUAAAAGAAUCCAAGCGGAAGUGUUUGAUGUUUGGGGAUUCGCGGAACGCGUCCUUAGUGACCCACAGAAAUUUGGAUUCAAGAAUACUGUGGAUUCCUGUUUGAAUCUGAAUAAGCAAGAAUCUGUUGGCGGCACCGGGUUAAAUAAGGUCACCGGAACAAAUGUCGUGAGUUCAAUUAAAACUUGUGAGAAUCCCGAUGAGUAUCUGUGGUGGGAUGAUGUGCAUCCAACAACGAAAGCGCACGAAUUAUUGGCCAAAGAAAUUGUAAUGUUUCUAAAAUCGCUUGCCGGAUCUUGUUUGUAUUUGGCAAGCUGUGGUUAG